Messenger RNA from Dicentrarchus labrax (European seabass), 2521 nucleotides. RefSeq names its product midasin-like. Gene Ontology annotation, biological process: positive regulation of transcription by RNA polymerase II. The transcript is spliced from 12 exons. Bases 112 to 1827 code for a protein of 571 amino acids. Gene Ontology annotation, molecular function: RNA polymerase II cis-regulatory region sequence-specific DNA binding; DNA-binding transcription activator activity, RNA polymerase II-specific. NCBI's taxonomy places the organism in Eukaryota, Metazoa, Chordata, Actinopteri, Moronidae. The record is from RefSeq and is a predicted model, not a curated record.
UCAUUCUGUGGGAGUGUCUCCCACUUAAACUUUCUGUUUCAUUUCCUCGGAGAGGGCAGGAUAGUUGCAGUGUGUUAGGGUUGUGUUGUUUUAAUUUGGAAAAGAAGACUGAUGGAGAGGAAAAUAAUCCCGUUAAGACUCAUGUUUGACGAAGAAGAAGAAGAAGAAGGAGCAGAAGAUAGGGACAGGAGAAGUAGCUUAAGGAAAAGAAAGAGAGACAGAUAUAUUGAAGAUGAUGAUGAUGAGGAGGAGGAAGAGGACAACAAGGAAAGCAGCGAGCAGCCAGGCCCAUCCACACAGUGCACUCACAACGAGAGGAUGCAUAAAAAUAGAUUGUUGACUGUAACCUGUGGAAACAAAACAGGCAUCCUGGAUGUAGAAAAGCUGAACAGGGGUGAGGAGUGUAUCAAAUGUCAGAACAGCUGGUUCUCUCCCCCCACCUUUGAGGAAUUCGGAGGGAAAGGCUGCUGUAAAAAAUGGAAAAGAAGUAUUUUCUAUGGAAAUAAGCCACUCCAGUUUUUGUUUGAGCAAGGUUCCUUAACCACCAAGGGAUUUAAAAAGAGAGGAACUUCCCCAUCAAAGCAAAAGAAAAUCCAGUCAUCAUUUCGCAUAUCAGAUAGCUCCUCUGAAGAAUCACAAAUACAGUCCGCAGAAGAAACUGAGGAAGAUGAUGUUAGAGAUGAAGACUGGAUUCCAGGCAGUGAAGAAUUGGUCCUGGAGACAGAGGAAGAAAGGGUAGGGGUUGAAAAUGGAGGAGAGGUUAUAGACUCAGGAGCUGACAAGAGUGAAGAAGAGGAAGAUAAAAAGCAACAGGGAGAAAUAGAUGAGGACGUGCCUGCUGUUGAUGAUAACGACAACGGUGUUUGUGAAGAGAGGGAGCCAAAAUUGAUCCAUUCAACACCUGAGAAACGUGCAUUGGAGAAGAAAGUCAAAGUUGUCGUCAAAAGGCUUCCAGGGUUUCAGGUAAAGACUGCUUGUCAGUCCAUCUACGUGGAGCGUGAUACACUGAACGACAGUUCAUAUGAUGGGAAUGCACAAAAUGAAGAGGACAGACAACACAAUUGUUCAGCAAUAGAUGACCCCUCCGUCUCAGCUGGCACACUCAUUGAUCCUUCUGAGAUGUCAGACAUCAUUGUUCGAGGCUCUGAGAAAGAAAAUGGGGAGGAGUUUGUUCAAAGUGAUGAAAGAAAAGAAAAUGGACAGACAGAAAUCAAAACUGAAACCGGAAAUUCUCCAACACCUCUAUAUGCACUGGCUACCUCGACUCCAGACAUCAAACCGGAAACUGAAAACAUGGAAGCAACCAGCAAUCACUGGGAGGAGAGAGAAGGAACGGAGCGUUGUGGAAAUACGCCGGAAAAAAACCAAAGUAGAGAAGAGGGGCCUGAAAUUCAGAUACGAUGGAUUCAAGGAUUUGAAGACUGUGAAAAUGCUAAUAACGACCAUCUUAACAUGUCAACUUCUGAAGCCAGUGGUCAAACGUCACCCAUACAGAGAGGUAUCAAGAAGGAAAACAUGGAUGCAGUGUGUGGUGGCGCUCCCACUGAAUUCCAGAGUGUGCUGGUUGCCUGGACGCCCUCUGGCUACGAAGCAGCGGAAUCACAAGUGAUGAAGCUUGAGACGAGAGUUCCUCAAACAAACCGAGCCUCAGACAUCAGUCAGUCCUCUGACAUGGCGGAGGCUGCGUCCUCUAGGCCCUCCACUAGCUGCGAUCUGGAUACAAUGGACCUUGAUCAGCUGAGGAGAGAGAAAAUAAAGCUGCAGAUAAAAGUCUUGAAGCUACAAGAGGAAUACUACACUCAGAAAAUAAGGGAACGUAAAGAAUGACGACGUUUCAUUGGAGCCUGAUUGGAUGGUGCAAAAGGACAAUACGAUCACUCAGGGAUCACUGAGGGUGUUUACUCAACACUCCUGUCAAAACCUGCUAAAGUUGUCAACUUUAUCAUCAUCAUUUCCAUCUUCCAUCAUCAUCCAGCAGACAGAUUGUACCUAUAAACUUGAAACAACUAAAACAACCUAUCCAUCCAUCAUCUAUACCCGCUUAUCCUUUUCCAUUGGUUCAGAAGGUACAGGGGGUAGAGCGGGUCAGGGGUUGCUAACCAAAAGGUUUGCGGUCCGAUCCCCAGCUCCCCCCCUGCAUGUGAAAGUGUCCGGACUCCACAUUGCUCCUGAUGCUGUGCCAUCUGUGUGAAUGGGUGAAUAUGACAAGUAGUGCAAAGCCUUUUGAGAGGUUGGAGGACAAGAAACUCUGCAACACUCUCUCUCUCCUUUUACUCUUCCGUCAUUCGUUGUGUAAGAAAAUGAUUGUACUGUGCGCCAACCUUUGACUUGACAUUAUCAAAGAUGUGCAUCAAAAGUGUAGUUUGUGAAAUAGCAGAUUGUUAUCUAUAGAGCUGAAAACUUCAUUUGAAUACCAAAAAAAGAGGACUUGUUCUCCGCUAUGGAAUUUGACUCAUCUGAGACCUGACUAAAGUCUUUUAAUCCUGCAGAAUCCUAAAGCAGUACAAAUGAAUCAAGUGUG